Molecule: messenger RNA, 6529 nt
Organism: Paramuricea clavata
Lineage: Eukaryota; Metazoa; Cnidaria; Anthozoa; Malacalcyonacea; Plexauridae
Source: the annotation of a GenBank genome assembly
AUGACUAAAACAUACACCAUUAAAGAUAAAAACUUCGAAGUGAAAUUCGUGGUUGAUGAACGCUACAAAGUUGUUGAAAACAUCGGAUGUGGAGCUUACGGGAUUGUCUGCUCGGCGCUCGAUGCAAAGACGCACGAGAAAGUUGCAAUUAAAAAGAUUCCUAAAGCUUUAGAAGUUUUGACGAUUGCUAAAAGAACAUACCGGGAAUUGCGGAUAUUGAAACAUUUUAAUCAUGAUAAUAUUAUUGCAAUCAGAGACAUCUUACGCCCGCCUGAGGAUUUGUCGUCAUUUAAUGAUGUCUAUGUUGUUUUUGAUAUGAUGGAGACAGACUUACACCGCAUUAUACAUUCUGAUCAACCUCUCACGGACGAACACAUACGUUAUUUUUUAUAUCAAAUUCUUAGAGGUCUCAAGUAUAUACACUCGGCAAAUGUGCUUCAUCGAGACCUGAAGCCGAGCAAUCUAUUGGUCAAUGAGGAUUGCGAACUGAAAAUCGGUGACUUUGGAAUGGCCCGCGGGUUGGACUCCUCACCGACAGAACAGAAGAGGGUUAUGACGGAAUAUGUGGCAACGCGGUGGUAUAGAGCUCCUGAGCUGAUGCUGUCUCUCAGCGAGUAUUCCCAAGCGAUGGACAUUUGGUCUGUUGGAUGCAUCUUUGCCGAGAUGUUGGGAAGAAAAGCGUUGUUCCCUGGGACAAAUUAUCUUAAUCAACUGCAGGUAACCAUUUUUUUGUAAUAUAACAGUGUAGGUCAGGGCUUGAAAUAACAACCAAUGGGUCAUUCCAGAAAACAGCCAUACCACCCCCACGGAGGAAAUAGGAAGUUAACCCCCCUACCCCCUUCGGAUGUCCUAAUACAUUUACUAUUAUCAGAAACAAUUUUUUCUCCCCUCCCCUUCCGGACGGCAGAAAUUUCCUCCGUGGGGGGAGUGUGGAUCUUUUCUGGAACGACCCAAUCAAUGGUCGGCAAGAAAUUGUUUGUGAUCAGUGGAAAAGCAGGCUUUCCAACCUGAAAAAGCAGGAAAAGUCAUGACUGCUGAUCACCAUGAUCGAGAAGUUUGGGAACGUUAUUUCAAACCCUGAUAGGUAGUGCCAAUAAUUGGUUAUUAUAGAUUUCUUAAUAUUUACUAGGAAAAUACCAUUAAUUAGUGAUAAAUGUUAGACAUAGUUUUUACCAAUUUAUCAUAUAGGAAAUCUAUAAUGACCAAUUAUGGUAAGAUUUCAGUUUUUAUAUUGAUGGUAUACAUAGGAAAUCUUUAACUCAUUGAGUCGCAUUGCGCCCUGAUGCACCCUACUUUAUUAUUUUACUCUGUCUAACGCCAGACGAUUUUACUCGUCAAGGGGAGAGCGCUGACACUUCAUGGGUUAACUGGCCUAUCUGUCCAUGUGUCUAGUUAACCCAUUGAGUCACAUUGUGCCCUACCUUAUUAUUUUACUCUGUCUAGUGCCAGAUGAUUUUUCUCUGUCUAAUCUGGAUGAUGUUACCAGGGUUCAAAAUAAAAAUCUCAAAUAUUGAAAUUUUUGUAGGCUUUUUUGUACAUGUACAUUUUUUUACCGGCUGUUUUCAUCUUUGACAACGAGAGUGUUAGCGUGCACCGUUAGACACGAGGGUUACCAGGAAAGCCUUGAAAUUUUGGGCAAGUUACAAAAUGCCAAAUAUUAUCUUUUAAUUUUCAUUUUACAACAUUUUACUUUUUUUUUAUUUAUUUUUUUAUUUUUUUUUAUUUUACUUUUUUUUAACAUUUUUAUUUUACUGAACCUCUAGCGACACACUUAAAAAAAAAUCAAAUAGUUAUUGACCAAUAACUGAAAUGCAAAAAAAUCACCUUUCCCGUUUAAAAAUCGCCGGUAGGUGUCGUGAAAAUGCCGGCUGUAGCCUGCAGCCGGCCGCUAUUUUGAACCCUGUGUUACUCGUAAAGGGGAGAGCGCUAACGCUUAAUGGGUUAGUGGAAGUUUAAAUAUUUUUCCUGUGAAUGCAACUACCUUCAGGAAAGUACAAGCAGAAACUUUGACAUUUCAAAGUAAGUUACCAACAAAGCGCCUUCUCUCGAAACAUCAAAGUUUCUCCUUGUAUUUUUCAGGUAAUUGUAUCCCUAUCAAUCCAAAGCUUUCAUCUUAUUAUAAUGCUGUAUUUUUCUCUUUUUGUGAAAUGCAGUUAAUUCUCAGUGUGGUUGGGACUCCAUCCCAAGACUUCUACCAGAGAAUGGGUGCAGAACGUGUAAAGACGUACAUCAGUAAAUUGCCAAAUAAACAAGCCGUGCAGCUUGACAAGAUCUACAGCAAAGCAAGCCCGGUUGGCUUAAAACUUCUCGGCCAAAUGUUGAAGUUGGAUCCGCUCGAGAGGAUAACGGCCGCAAAGGCGCUGGAGCACGAGUAUUUAGAGAACUAUCAUGAUAUAGACGAUGAGCCAGUGUGUUUUUCACCAUUUGAUUUCUCAUUUGAUCAACACAAUGUGAGCAAGGAGUCUUUGAAGAUGAGCAUUGUUCAAGAAAUUGAGUGUUACACAGUGGAUGUUGUGCAGCCAUUGGAGAUUAACACAUGUAGACGUACUGAAAAACAAGAUUCUGGUAAGACUCGUGCUUAAGUAGCAAUCAGUAACAUUAAAGUAAUUCAAUCGAGUGUUGCAGAGUGUGUAUAGUUGCAUUUGUCUUAGCUGCUCCUGCUUAGGUCUAAUUCAAUUAAUGCAGGCCUUAAAAUAUCUUUUACAGGGUCGUCUGACAAAUUGUCCGGUGACGUUGAGUUUAGGUCGGACAUAUGUCCGAUGACCUUCAGUUCAGUUUGACUCGGAAAUAAGUCUGAAUGUCACAAAUGAAUAUCAGCAUAAUGUAUUAAUUCUGAACGGUAAAUGUUGUAAAGAUAUUAAAUAAUUUGUUUCUUUCAUACUUAUUCCCAAGCCAAAAUUAACUUGCUUGCCAGAACAGCAGUAUUAAAAAAGACUUCAACAACUUAAGCCCGUUUUCCACUUCACCAUUUCGCUCGCCGGCCCACGCUCGACUACGUUAAAACAACAUUUCCAGUUCACCUUUUAUACAAUAGUACUCUGGUUUUCCAUUUAACAUACAAGCCUCUACUCCUGGGCUAGGGUACAUUUUGACUUACGUCGGACAAAGCUACAGUUCGGUCGGACACCAAUACACUCGGGUCGGACAAACAAUAAACCUCAGUUUCACUUUUGUCGGACAGAAUGUCCGGUGGUUUCCUCUCUACGUCGGACAAUUGUACAAAUGGGUCGGACAAUGUCCGUGACCGACCGAUAUUUUAAGGCCUGAUUAAUGUAUAAAAUUUACCCUCAAAAUUUCCGUCCCCAAAGUCUUUCAACAGCACAUUUCAGCAGUUUCAACUUAGAAAGAAACUCUGGCCUGAUUAUGUUUGUUUUUAUUUAUCAGCAAAUCGUCCACUGGCGUCAUCCUCCCAGUCUGAAGACAACAACAUUAUCAAGAGAGCUGAACCUGACUUGAAACGAAAACAAAAACCGGACGACACUUCUAAACACAAACGCAGUAAAAAGAAAGGACAAAAACGAAGCAAAACAAUGGUGGAUAAAAAGGAGAAGAGCAGUGCCUCGGAGCUUAGCGAGAGCGAUAGACAACUCCUGGAUAGAUGGAAAGACAUGCAAAAGAAAACAAAACCUUUUAUACAUCCAAUUAGGAAACAUAUGGAGGAAAUUAAAGCGUUGAAAGAGCAGCAAGAAGGGGUCGACGAACAUGAAGAAAACUUAGAUGAAAAAGGUGAAGAACAAAUGUCAACCAGUGGAGUACAGUAUCAUUUUACAAACUAUGUUUCUGAGAAAGGCGAUGGUGAAUCUCUGAAAGCAGUUAAAGAACCUGCAGUUGUUGAUCGUGGUCCAACGGUUAUGUUUCCACAAAACUUGUUAGGUACGUCUUGGUCUUGUGUGCAAUUCGGUUUUUUUUAUAAGAAAUAUAUACAGGGGUAUAUAUCGGAUAAAAACAAUGUCUUUUCUCCAUACCUAAUUUUAAGAAUUUUUUAUCACUGCACAUUUUAUGCCAAAAAUUUCCGAAUGACUAAGAAAAUUUCAGAAUAUUCGGAAAUUUUUGGCGACCCCCCCCCGGUCGCCAAAAAAAUUUUGGUCAGUGUACCAUUUUAAGGGUCAAAAAAUUUUUCCGGACAUACCAAAAGCCAGAUAUCUCAUGAUUUUCGUACAAAAAACAUAUACUAUUAUUUAAUUCGCUAAUUUGGCAGUCAUCAUUUCAAUUUCAAUUGAAUCAUUCUCUUGUGUUAAUUAACAACUUAUCAAAGCAAAUUUUAUCACUGCACAUUUUACAUUUUAUCACUGCACAUUUUACUUUUAUCACUGCACAAAUUGGUUAUCACUGCACACUAAAAUUAGGUAUGCUUUUCUCAUGUGAAACUUCAACGUUUAUGAACAGUGACUUGAUGCAAUACAUAAAUAGUUAUUAUACAUAUUGGGGGGGGGGGGUAUUAGAGUGUGUGUGUAUGGGGGGUAUUAGAGGGUGUGGGGGGGGGGGUUGCAAAACCUUCAAAUGCUCACUAGAAACGCAAAAGUUUCAGUUAUAAUAAACAAUGUUUUUAUCCAAGAUUGUCAUCACUAUUAGUCAGUGAUAUUCCUUGUAUUGGUUGCAAUAUUCGUUCUACAUAAACCCCUAUACAUUUUUAUAUUUUUAUAGGCAUCACUGGUAAUAUUCCUAUAACCCAAGGACUAAUGGCUAUUGGUCAGAAAACAACAUCAGAUGACAUAGCAGUGGAGAACAUGCUCAUACCAUCACAUACACACCUCCCAGAGACAUUCACCAACAUUUCAUUGUUGAAUCAAACACAAGCAACUGAAACAAGAAAUCAACCUGUUCAGCCUACUGUAGCAAGUACUGAACAAAAUAUUGCUGUUGCAAACACUUGUCCUGGUGAACGAGACGGAACAUCUUUGCUGCCCGAAGAAGAGCCAAUCAGCAACACCGUGUCAGCUGGACAACGAGCUAUUUUGAGUAACAUUCAAAACACAGGUCAACCACAACAGCCUGUCCAAAAACUGACUGGGAAAAUAAUAUCCCAUAGAAAUGAUGUUCCUGACGUUUGUGCUCAAGCCACAAAUUCUGGUGAAUUUCAAGAUACCAGUUCCAUUUCACAAAACCAGCCGAGUCUACCACAACCACCCACACUGUCCAUGGCGGACCAAGCUUCCCUAUUGUUUGAAGGCAUACAAUCCUCACAAUACUCGGGUAAAAAUCAGGUGCAAACUCCAACAGUUCUCGGUAAUUAUUAUAACGUGCAAAAUGACUGUGAUCACGUGCAAGAUGACAGAAAUCACGUGCAAAGUAACAGAGAUCACGUGCCAUGUGACAGAAAUCUGGUGUCAAAUAACAGUGAACAUAUGCCACGUGACCAAGAUCGCGGGCAAAGUGACAUAAAUAACAUUACAAAUGAGGGAAAUCACGUGCAAACUCACACGAGUGGUGAAAAUUUUGAUCUGGUUACUAGCACUGCACACGUGAAUAGAAGUCAUAAUCACGUGCCAUCAAUUCUUGGAAUUCCUAAUCAUCCCCAAGUGAAUGUGACAUCUCUAGGAAACUUGAACAGAGGUAAAUCCCACGUGCCAGGUCGAUCGACCUUUGUCAGUUCUAUGAAUGAAUCACGCAGCAUUGUCACGAAUUCUCACGUGAACAUAGGUAAAAGUCACGUGGUAGGCAGCUCUACAUUUGCAGCUUCUAUCAAUGAAUCGCACAGAAACGACAUCUCUCAAAAGAACUCUCACGUGUACAGCAGAAACACGCCCCAACAAGAUGACGUGAUCCCCUCAAGCAAUGAAGCAUCUUCUGUCAAUAACCUGACAGAUUCCAUCGGACAACGACCAUUCAAUCUUAUUGAUUUCAUUUCAAAUAAUUUCUCCGAUAGAAGUUGUGGUAUUUUACCGACAGAUGUGAACAGCAACCAGGAAACGACGGCAGAUAUUUUAGCCAAUAAAGCAGCGCAAGAUGGCCAGACAGCGUUGUUGGAAAAUAUCAUGGGCUUCAAGGAAACUGCUUCGGAGUCAAUGACCUUACCUCUCACCCCAAAAGGCUCGUGUGGUUCUGGCUAUGGUCUAGGUCUGGACGUUGAUGAGUUCUUGAACAGCGAGGAUGGUCAGAGAAUGUAAGUUUGCGUGAGAAUUUAAGAAUGCUCUCUAGAGAGAACAGUUUAGAACUGGUAGAACUAUCCAGUAUAAAUAAAGUUAGUUUAGUUUAGGUUUCCUCCUGUAGUAACACUGGAUCAAUAAGAGGUGAUCCUUACUGGACCUCUAGAGAGAACAGUUUAGACUUUAGAAUUAACACAGCUACGUAGUUUAGUUUUAAUUAUUCUUUAAUUAUCUUAUCUUAUCUUAUCUUAUUCUUUGAUCAUUUUAGAUUCCGAUGUCUUCGUGACCCAAGCAAUCUAGACACCAGUCCUCCACUCUCAGCUUCGCUGUUGAACGCUUGGUUACCGGGAAAUGUAAUUGAUCCGAUUGACGUCACAGAAAUACAGAAUGAGCUGGAGUCAGCGUCGUUAUUAGCGUUGUUCGAAGCUGGAAAUGGGACGUGA